Chaetomium fimeti is the source of this 3375-nucleotide messenger RNA. RefSeq lists its product as uncharacterized. Lineage: Eukaryota; Fungi; Ascomycota; Sordariomycetes; Sordariales; Chaetomiaceae. The transcript is spliced from 3 exons. Gene Ontology annotation, cellular component: plasma membrane. Gene Ontology annotation, molecular function: calcium-activated cation channel activity. The record is from RefSeq and is a predicted model, not a curated record. The coding region runs from base 409 to 3012 and encodes 867 amino acids.
AUGCUUUCCAUGUCUCGGAUACGUUGUUAAUUUUCACCACUUCUGCGUUGAAGUACUUCGUAAUCUGUCGGAAAAGAUACCAACUCUGUUUGUGGCGGUGCGGCGCCACAUGUGGCAGUACAUACAAUCCGUGUGCUCGGGUGGAGCGGCAUUGCCUGCCGCCCGCGAUUUCGUCACGUCACCGCCAGGUCAAGCUCCACUGCUGGCGCAGCUGCUGUUGGCCGCCAAGGUUGCGUGACCAAACCGAGCUCACCUCUAGUUUCUUGCCUUUUUCCCAACACCGCCUGUACAUAUCUUAUCACCUUGCCUACGAAGGCACGAAGCUCGCAACCCCAAUGUCAAGGUCGCCAGCACACAUAUUGUUCCGACGCAUAUGCCCUCCCAGGUGAAGCGUCUAGAGCGGCAGCCAUGAACUUCGAAGACCCCGACAAUCCCGACCCGGACCAGUGCCGCGGCGAGAAUGCAAUCAGACCCGGCAAGAAGGACACCCAAGUCCAGCUCGUCAUCUCUCUUGCUCUGGGCUUGUCCGCAUUUAUAGCUUUCUGCAUCCUCCGACCACGAUGGAAGUCCCUCUACGCCGCCCGAAAGCGACACUCCAAUCCCCACCUCGGCCUACCGUCACUCCCCGACAGCUUCUUUGGCUGGAUCCCCGUGCUAUACCACAUCACCGAACAGCAGGUCCUGUCCUCGGCUGGUCUCGACGCAUACGUCUUCCUGGCCUUCUUCAAGAUGUCCAUGCGCCUCUUCGGCUCCAUGUUCUUCUUCGCCGCCGUCGUCCUCGAGCCCAUCAAUCGCCACUUUAUCGACAACACCAAGUCGUCCGAGAUAUUUCUGUUUAGGCCAUACGCAACCGACUACAGCCAUGAGCUUGCGAGACGGUCCGUUGGUAUGGAGAAGCCGGACGGCGACCAAGACAACAGCUUCAACCGCAAUAUGGGAUACCUGUGGUCGUAUUUGGUAUUUACCUACUUUUUCACCGGCCUCACCCUCUUUUUCAUGGACAGGCAGACGUCCAAGGUGAUACGUGUCCGCCAGGACUAUCUGGGUACCCAGUCUACGAUUACCGACCGAACCUUCCGCCUAUCCAGCAUCCCCGAAGAACUGAGGACCAAAGCCGCCAUCAAGGAUCUAGUGCAGAAACUCGAGAUCGGAAAGGUCGAGAGUGUCACUCUUUGCUGCAAUUGGACCGAGAUUGACAAGUUGAUGGAGGAGAGGAAGACUAUUUUGGCCAAGCUUGAGGAGACCUGGAGUGUUUAUCUCGCACGUGCGCCGCGAGGAGCCACCGAAUCCGGGCCAAAUGGGGGCGGGGAUGACGGCUUCAGAGGUGGUGCGAGCAGCGCCCCGGAGGUGGUAGAUGAGGAGGCCGGGGAAAGUGAUCAUCUCUUGAGCGGGGACGAGACCCAGCCGUCCGAAAGACAGCGUCCACGGACACGUUUUUGGUACGGUUUCCUGCGCCUCCAGAGCCGCGAGACCGACGCCAUCGACUACUACACCGAAAAGCUACGCCGGGUCGACGAGAAGAUCACCGCCGCGCGCAAGAAGAAGUUCGAGCCUGUCAGCCUCGCCUUCGUCACCAUGGACUCUAUUGCCGCCUGCCAGAUGGCCAUUCAGGCACUCAUCGACCCUCACCCGGGCCGUCUCCAGACAAAGCCCGCCCCUGCGCCGUCCGACAUCGUAUGGAAGAACACAUACGCCACGCGCUUCAGCCGCCGCAUUCGGUCCUGGACAGUCACCACCUUCGUCGCUAUCCUUUCCGUCGUGUGGUUGGUUCCCGUCGCCUUCCUCGCCUCCGUCCUCAGCAUCUGUACCAUUAAUCAGUUCCUCCCAUCCUUCGGUGAAUGGCUCAAGGAACACGAAAUCGCCCGAACCCUUGUUCAGACAGGGCUCCCCACGCUUGUCGUAUCCCUGCUCAAUGUCGCUGUCCCCUACCUCUACGACUACCUCUCCUGGCACCAGGGCAUGCUCUCCCAAGGCGACAUCGCUCUCUCCGCCAUCAGCAAGAACUUCUUCUUCACCUUCUUCAACAUUUUCCUCAUCUUCACCGUCUUCGGUGCCGUCACCUCCAUCCUCGACGUCCUCCGCAACUCCCUCAAAGACACCACCUACAUCGCCUACACCCUCGCCCGCAAGAUCGAGGAACUCUCCGUCUUCUACACCAACUUCAUCAUGCUCCAAGGCCUCGGCCUCUUCCCCUUCCGCCUCCUCGAAUUCGGCAGCGUAGCCCAGUACCCGAUCCUGCGCAUGGGCGCCAAGACCCCGCGCGACUUCGCCGAGAUGGUCCAGCCCCCCAAGUUCUACUACGGCUUCUACCUGCCCACCGCGCUACUCGUCUUCAUCCUCUGCCUCGUCUACAGCGCUAUCCCCGGAGGCUACCUCGUCCUGGCGCUCGGCCUCGCCUACUUCUCGCUCGGCUACUUCACCUACAAGUACCAGCUGCUCUACGCCAUGGACCAGCCCCAGCACGCCACCGGCGGUGCCUGGCGCAUCAUCUGCUACCGCAUCGUCCUGGGCCUCGUCGUCUUCCAGCUCACCAUGUCCGGCUACCUCGCCCUCAAGAAGGCCUACACCGUCGCCCUGCUCGUCGGGCCCCUCUUCCUCGCCACCCUGUGGUACGGCUGGGACUUCCGCAAGCGCGUCGAGCCGCUGACGCGCUUCAUUUCCCUGCGGAGCAUUGAGCGCCCCCCCGGUGAGGGUGGUGGUGAGAGUGCUAUCAUGGAUGGCGACGGCGCCGAGGCCGCCGAGCAGAGGGAGGUGCUGCGUAGGGGCAGCACGGUCGAUGAGGACCGCGAGAAGGGGCUGCGGUUUGUGAAUCCGAGCUUGGUGGCGCCACUCGAGCAGCCCUGGAUCUACGAGGACGCGCCGCCGCCGCUGGUGGGUUCGGGCGCGGGUUCCAGUCCUGGCAACACGCCUGGCCGUGGCACGCCGACUCGCGGAACCGGUGGCAUUGGCGGGGGCAGUAGCAACUCGUCGAGCUCGGUCAGUCUGGGGGAUACCCACAUCUGGAGGGAAUGAUGGCGCCCUAGAGCGUUGUCGUUGGUGGUGGUGAAUGCCGGCCGGUACGCCGGUCGGUUGGUUCCAUUGCGUUGCAUAGCGCGCGUCGGUUGCGGCCGUACGUCUCGCUGCGGUUUCUUUUUCUGUUUUUCUGUGUCUUUUUUAUCAUGUGAAUUGUGAGAUGACGAUGGGUACGAAGACUGGGGUAGCUGGGACGUUGGAGUGAUACCAAGGGGUUAAUGAUAUGGAGCAGUGUUGGGAGUAUAUACCAGGUGGAUUUGGAAGCGAGGUAGGACGGACAUACGAGUUGAAGUAAUAUGACAUACUCUCCGCAGUACCAUUACUGGUGCCAUCAUUCAUCAUUCCACAUGAUAGGUUGUCUGG